Messenger RNA from Westerdykella ornata, 1146 nucleotides. RefSeq lists its product as uncharacterized. Lineage: Eukaryota; Fungi; Ascomycota; Dothideomycetes; Pleosporales; Sporormiaceae. The record is from RefSeq and is a predicted model, not a curated record. Bases 251 to 736 code for a protein of 161 amino acids. The transcript has 2 exons.
CGCAUCUGUCCUUUUACACUAACUUCAAGCAGCCUUGAGCUACACCCAAAUCUCCCGCGUAAGACCGCAUACACUUGUUGAAGCAGGCGCCCCUUGGCCAUGCAGGUGGCUGAACGGCUCUCCGCACAGCCCCUUGUCAUUCGUCCCGCAUUGCGCACGUCCGCUAUUCUCUCAAUUCGACCGGUUCUUGCCGCCCAGCCUCAUCCUCACCUUCACGACACAUUCACGAGGCAACAAAAGGCCUGCAGACAUGGGCCCUGCGAGUGAUAUCAAGACACAUGCAAGGGCAGACGAGGUGCAGGAGGCGCUUGGGUACCGUGAUGAACAGUGGCAUUGGUUCUACUGGCUUACAAGAGAGGAAGCAAAAAAGCUCAUUACACUGCACCCAGACUGUCCUACUUAUACAUCUUUCCCUCCAAGAGAGCAAAUCCAGCUGCUUGAGCGCCUGAAUGCAACGCUAUCAAACGAGGGUAUACCACCUAUCACUUCCCAGGUUCUGAAAUGGCGCAUGUCAACCUUGAUUCGUGAUCUAAAAAAGAGGCAGCAGCGUAAGUCAAAAGUAGGUAUCGCAUGCAUCUCCGCCGUCAUACUGAUCGUCGUCCAUACCAGCCGCCACUCAAGCCCAGGAUUCAAGUUCGGCAGCAGGUGCCAGGACGGCCCAGCGUUCAAGCUCAGCAGCAGGUGCUUCUACUGCUUCCAACACGUCAUUCGAUCCCAUAAGGGAUAUAUGAUGUGACAUGAGCAUCUUCACGGCAGAUCGCUUAACAUCUCUCGUCUGUUACUGAUCGCAGGGACUCAUCUCCCCUGGGCGUGGGUUGGGCGCUCCUGGCCUAUGAUGGAUGAGCUGGUUGGCGUUUUGGUUCGAGUUGAUUGGGAAAAGGCUGCCCCUUUUCGUGUGGGAUCCCAUGACCGCGGCAUGUAUGUGGUCCGUUGGACAGAGCAAACAUGCAGCUUUCCCAUUCCUGCUGCAGUAAUCUGUCCAAAACACUCCCCCCUGCGCUCGUCUCAAAGUGCACUCUUCACUUCUCGAAUCCUCGUUCUCCCGCUGUGCCACACCACCGUUCGUCGGUGACAACCUGGCUGAAUGGUUUGAGUGGUCAAGUUCGUAUUAGGUCCAUUGGAAGGAACAUUUUUGACAGGUGUUAG